Molecule: messenger RNA, 3449 nt
Organism: Gallus gallus (chicken)
Lineage: Eukaryota; Metazoa; Chordata; Aves; Galliformes; Phasianidae
Gene: CLDN16
Product: claudin 16
Exons: 5
Coding region: 138-881 (247 amino acids)
Biological process (GO): cell adhesion; bicellular tight junction assembly
Cellular component (GO): bicellular tight junction; plasma membrane
Molecular function (GO): structural molecule activity
Source: RefSeq, a predicted model, not a curated record
AUUCUCCACAUGUGGCACCUACAGAAGGCAGAAAUUCCUUCUGCUCAUGGCCACUGGAACACGUAGCAGCAACCUGGGAUUCUGAGGCUCUGCCUUUUGCCCAGUUUUAAGAACAAGACCCAGGCACUGCUUUCGCCAUGCCACUGGAUGUACCAACACCUGCUGGGAUGAGGUUUUUCCUCCAGUAUGCCGGCUGUUUUUUUGCUUUUUUCUCUACUGGCUUUUUGAUAGCAUCUACCUGGACAGACUGCUGGAUGGUGAACGCUGACGAUUCCCUGGAGGUGAGUACAAAAUGCCGUGGUCUGUGGUGGGAAUGUGUCACAAAUGUUUUUGAUGGGAUCCAAACAUGUGAUGAGUACGACUCCAUCUUCGCUGAGCACCCUGUGAAGCUGGUGCUGACCCGAGCCAUGAUGAUCACAGCAGAUAUCCUGGCAGGAUUUGGAUUUCUCUUCCUUGUCCUGGGUCUGGACUGUGUGAAAUUCCUUCCAGAUGAGCCACUUAUCAAGCUGCGCAUCUGCUUGGUGUCUGGAGUUACCUUGCUCAUUGCAGGUCUCCCAGGCAUCACGGGUUCAGUGUGGUACGCCAUUGAUGUCUACGUGGAGCGCUCCUCUUUGGUCUUCCACAACAUCUUUCUGGGCAUCCAGUACAAGUUUGGCUGGUCGUGCUGGCUCGGCAUGGCGGGAUCACUGGGCUGCUUCUUAUCUGGGUCCCUGCUCACCUGCUGCAUGUACCUCUUCAGAGAGACCAGCUCUGGAAGGCUCCACUCUGCAUACUCCUUGAGGAAGGGCUAUUCCUCUGCUGGGACGAUUGUAACAAACGUGCACUUGCCAUCCUCACAAACAGCGACUGCCAAAAUGUAUGCUGUGGACACAAGAGUGUGAGAAGGAGGCAGAGACAUCAGAAGGAGCUCCACUACGGUGGACUGUGCAGAGACUUGAGCUCCUACGGUUGUGGUGUAGAUGCAAAGUUGAAUUUAGAGGUGUACUGUAUGCUGUGCUGUUUGCAUUAUGACAGCUUAAAAAGGAAAAAAAAAAUCCUUCAAGAAAAUAACCUCCAAAAAGAUCAUGCUUUAGGGAUUCCGAUUCCUGCUGUCUUCAGUGCUGAGGCUGCUUGCAUAAGCAUGGACUGAAAUCACCAACACAAACUCUUCCAGCCUUUGGCUCAUCGCUAUCAGUGCGAGUGAAAUAAAUCAGCUGCUCCCACAUCAGCCACCAGCUCUCAGCAAAAAGAAUCUCAAACUGUAAGACAGAUCUCAAUAGAUGGAAGUAAGAGUUAUGGGUGAAGUGAUGAAUUCAUGGAUUAUACCAAGAAGGCAGAGAGAGAUCUGGAGGUGAUAGGCAUUUCUGUUACUCCAGCUUCCUGGAGUAGCGGAGGGGGAGCAAUCUAGAAUCACCUGCUAAUGUGGAAAUACUUGCAGAUCUCAGACAGUUGAUUUCUCUUGGAGUAUGUUGUAGCUGGGGAGACUUCUCAGCCUUUAUCCUAAUGGUUUUCAGCUUGUUUUAGGGUGGUGGGAAGUGUCUUGUGACUUGCAACACAUGGGUCAGGCCAAGCAGUGGCUCAGAGGACACUUAGGGGCUGACCAUCUGUCCCUCCAGCUUUGUGCUCCUUUAGGUGUGCCAGUAAAACAUACACAUACUCCAAAUACUGGCUUAACUCAGGGUGCAAAUUCCUCAGAUAUACAUAUAUGCAGAAAUUACUGCAUAAACGCUCACAAGACAUUUUUGCCUCCAGUAUGCAUGUAGUAUAAGGGUUAAUUUUAUUCUCUGUACGCUAAAUGUUAGCUUUGGAGGAUCCAUCUCCUGCACAAGAGGGCUAAGUAAAGGUCACAGCAGCCCUUAGGUUUGCUGGGUUAAUGUUUUGUAACAACCGGUCCAACGCUGAGUUGCUUCAUUCAAAUCCUGCUGACAGUCUACGUGAUGUUUUGAUCAGUUGUUAGUAUGUAAUGGUUCAUGCAUUGAUUGAUUGAACUCUGAAUUUGAUUUCACGACUGCAGUGUGUAGUCCUCGUUAGUUCACUGUCAUGCCAUGAUGCCAGUCUAUUUUAGUUUGGUCCUUUACUCAUUAGCAAUAAAUCCUCCAGGAAGAACACAGGAUUUCCUUUCCUUUUCAAAAUCACAACCAGUCCCCAAGACUAAAGACAUUGCAGAUGAGCUCAGGUAUUAAGUUUUUUUCUUUAGUUCUUCCAAAUUCCUACUGGGGCAACCUAUCAGGGCUCUGGCUUGUUGUAGGUUACAGAGGGCAGCAAUGUCUUAGCUCUUUGCUAAGGUGAUUUCAUGCUCUACAAAUAAAUAUUGAUUACCCAUUUUGAUGUAUGCAAGCAAGAGAGAGAUAAUAAAAUGAUGACACCUACAAUAGCUGUCCUUUCCUGCUUGCAAUAUAUUGUCCUUUCACUGUCUUGUUCAGCCUUGGCCAGAAGGGCUCUUACUGCAGCUCUAAUGCGAACUCACUCUUUGUAAAGGGCUUUGCAAGAAACAGACAGGAAUAGUUUGCUUUUAUGUGGGAGGGUGUGCAGUUUAAUUCUACACCCCUCCCUCAGGAGUAUCUUCAUUCACUGCCUUUGCCCACUCCGCACUUGCACAAGAGCUUACAUGCAUCACUCCUAGAAAGGGACUCAGAGUAUACCAAUAUACUGAUGAUGUGUUGAUUGGGGGCCUUAUGUUGUACCUGACUGGGAGAACAUAACCCUCUUAAGGACCGACACCUGCAUUUGAAAGAUAACAAAGGGUGGUGGGAUGCUUGGCAAGUGGCAUUCAAGGCCAGGCUGGAUGGAGCUUUGAGCAACCUGGUCUAGUGGAAGGUGUCCCUUGGGUUGGAACUAAAUGAUCUGAAACAUCUCUUCCAACCCAAACAAUUCUAUGUGUCUAUGAUUCUGUGAUUAUAUUCAUCUAUUCUGACUUUCUGAAGGGAAGCAAUAUGUAUUAGUAGGGGUUGAGAUUGUGUCAGAGUUGACCCAGGCCAAGCAGUCUCAGGAGAUAACACUGUGAGGGGUUUGAAGCUCUGGUUUAUCUGUUUGCCCAAACACCAAACAAUACAAUCAAGUAAUGGGAGUCAAUUUACUGACAGGCCUGAGAUGGGGAGAUUCAGUGUGUAUUCCACACCCCUCAUUACCCUUAAGCGAAUGUUAUCAUAGUGGGAUACAAAUAAACAUUUACUGAUAGUUAGAUGUCAUUUCACCUUAAUUUAGCCAGAGAGAAUUUUGAAACUUCAGUGACCCUGAUUGGAUCAUGAAAUUCUUAUCCUGUCCUUGUGAACUAACAUAUCCUCAUGCAGGUACAUGGAUAUUGUCUAAAAUAUGGAUUUUGCUACUUUUCACACACAUUGAUUUUUCUGUGAAUUCAGUAAGUCUGAACUAUUAUUUUCAUUAGAUAAGAAUGUUUCUUUAGAAUUCUGUUUUCCUUACAUGUUGUCCUAUUUCUGAGAUACAAUAAAUACAGUUGCCUUUGAGUGUCA